Molecule: messenger RNA, 1275 nt
Organism: Coffea eugenioides
Lineage: Eukaryota; Viridiplantae; Streptophyta; Magnoliopsida; Gentianales; Rubiaceae
Exons: 3
Coding region: 1-1275 (424 amino acids)
Molecular function (GO): nucleic acid binding; RNA-DNA hybrid ribonuclease activity
Source: RefSeq, a predicted model, not a curated record
AUGCAUCCUAGCCGAGCUGCCUUCCAAAGGCCUCCCCUCUCUUGGUGUGGGUUGGACACAAUUCGAGAUGUUGCUGAGAGGCAGAUUCAUUGGUGUUUAGGGAGAGGCUUUGUGGAUUUCUGGCACGACAGAUGGUUGGGAGAUGAGACUAUAGUGGAGAUGCUGGGUUUUCACAAUCCCCUGCAUAUGCUGGUUGCGGAAUUUAUUGUGCAAGACGAAUGGAAUGUCUUUUCACAACUGGAGGAUAAAAUGAUUUGGUUGCCUUCCUCCUUGGGACUCUUUAGGGUUAAAUCUGCAUGGGACCCACUUCGAUCCAAGAAGAACUCGUCUAUGGGGGUAGCCCUUCCUUCUCGGUGCCAUUGUUGCUUCUCCCAUGAGGAGUCUUUCUCUCACUUGUUCCUCACUGGCCCGGCUGCCUCUGAGGUCUGGGAUUGGGCCAGCAGGCAAUUUGGCGUACUAGACCUAAUGCACUCCUCUCUCUCUGCAAUGUUCAUGUCUUGGUUGUGCUCUAUUGGGUUGGGAUCACUGGAUCACAUUCGUACGGCUAUGCCAGCUAUAGUAAUUUGGUUUCUCUGGAAAGUGCGUAACCGAGCACGACAUGAGGGUGUGCCGUUUCAGUCGCGACAGGUCAUUCUGGACAUUGAAAGCUUUGUGGUGCAGCUCGGUCAAGCUGGAGUCCUCAUGCCUAAACAUUUCAUUAGGGACCUAGAGCAUCCGUGGGCUCCAACCAAAGGGAUACGUUCCAAGCGGUUCAAGGUUUGUGCUGUGGCCUGGUCGAGACCUCCACUCAACAUGCUGAAGCUCAACACGGAUGCUAGUGUCUUUGGUGCAAGAGCAUCAGGUGGAGGGCUAGUUCGUGACCACACAGGGCACCUGAUUUUUGCCUUUUAUAAGGAGUUUGGGGAGGUGGAUACUUUGACUGCAGAAGGCCUCUCCUUAUGGCAUGCUCUCUUGUAUUGCAAGGAAAGGAAUCUUACCGGCCUUCUCGCCGAGGUCGAUUCGGAAGUCUUAGUUCAUUUUUUGCUCUUUAGUGACACAUCCAAAUGGCCUUUGUGCUAUACCUUGCAUAGAAUACAGAGUUUGUUAGUUGAAUUGUCAUCCACUGUGCGCCAUAUUUUUAGGGAGGCGAAUAGUUGCGCAGACAAACUAGCAGGGGGAAAGCAUCCAACAGACACUGUCUUCUCCUCGGUCCAUCAACUUCCACCGACUGUUCGGGCAACCUUGCAACUGGAUCGUUGGGAGGUCCCUUUUACCCGAUCCUGGGUCGUCAAGUAG